Darwinula stevensoni is the source of this 1203-nucleotide messenger RNA. The record is from the annotation of a GenBank genome assembly. NCBI's taxonomy places the organism in Eukaryota, Metazoa, Arthropoda, Ostracoda, Podocopida, Darwinulidae.
AUGAUGAUGAGUAAUUUCCAUAUCGAUCGUCACAGCAUCCGCAACUCCCAAUUUCUCCGUUUUCGUGAAAACAUCGACGACGACGACAUCAUGAUCUUGAUUCUUCAGACGCCAGUACAAGCAAAUGAAAGAGCCUGCAAUAUAUCCGUCCCGGAUUUCGAUGACUUCCACAACUUCUCCGAGUGCAAACUCGUUUCCCACAUCGGAGUUGGCCCCAGUGAACAGGUGGGGGUUACCUCCAACAAUGACCCUUCUGUCAGGGCCCUACAAGCACUUUCGGCAAGAAAAAGGCGGUCACUAGAAAGUACUUUGGUGGCAGCCGCGACUAAGAAGGGGAGGAGACCAAGUGGGCAAAGGGAGGGCCAAAACAGCACGGAUUGCCUUCAAAAUGGCACGUAUGCUACCGGAACUGUCGUAAAAUACUCGUGUGAUCGGUAUUACGUUCUCGCGGGAUCCCACAUUCGAGAAUGUGGAUGCGAUGGAAAAUGGACAGCAUCAAGUCCUUCCUGCGAGCCUGAAUGUGGAAGGAAGGGGCAAAUAGAAGAGUUGUCAGCAGGAGGAAGGGUGUCGAUAAUUGGAGAAUGGCCAUGGCAGACUGCCAUCUAUGACGUCAAGAAAAAUGAAAUUGUAUGCGGAGGAGCUCUCAUAGCAAGGCAAUGGGUGGUAACUGCAGCUCAUUGUGUCACCGUCAACAGUUCCCCAAGAGAAAGGAAUGAGAGUGACUUCAUCGUCUACCUUGGGAAGCAUUAUCGAAAUGACUCCCAGGAUGAUAAUUUUGUGCAACGAAUGGAAGUGUCAGAGAUCAUCAUUCAUGAUGAAUUCAACAUCUGGGGGAACCUCAACGCCGACGUUGCCCUAUUGAAACUGGUAGCUGGCUGGGGUGUCAAUGGUUCGGAUCAGUUAGUGUCUGAGUUGAUGGAAGUCAAACUGCUGGUGGUAUCGAAUGACAGAUGUUGGGGCACUGGGCGUCUACCUCUCAACCAGGCACUUAUCUCAAACAUGUAUUGCGAACUGAGCGAUAUGGUUGCGAUCGCAGAGUACCAAACCGUGUGUCCCGGAGAUUCGGGGAGUCCCAUGGUCUUCCCGUCCCUUGACUCUAAGGGAAGCAUCUGGCGUGCGGAGGGGAUUGUGAGUCACUACCUCAACCCCAGUAAUUGCUCUGAAAGGCACCGCGGUGAUAACAGCGUCUUUACCAAAAUCAGC